Molecule: messenger RNA, 5208 nt
Organism: Brassica rapa (field mustard)
Lineage: Eukaryota; Viridiplantae; Streptophyta; Magnoliopsida; Brassicales; Brassicaceae
Product: MADS-box transcription factor ANR1
Biological process (GO): positive regulation of transcription by RNA polymerase II
Cellular component (GO): nucleus
Molecular function (GO): DNA-binding transcription factor activity; RNA polymerase II transcription regulatory region sequence-specific DNA binding; protein dimerization activity
Source: RefSeq, a predicted model, not a curated record
AUACCUUAAAUUGGUGAGAUAACUUCCUUAGCACACAUAAGGCUUCUCCAAGCACACAGAAUCUCAAACGAAAGUGAUCCACCCAUAAUCGUUAGCUUCUAUGACUUUAUGAACCAUAAAAAUGUAAAAUCAAAAUCUUGGGUUUUUUUAGCUCAAUGUGGAGAGAAAGUGAGAGAUAUGUUGUGCUUAUUUCAUAAGAAUGAAAAAAGAAUAAUGGUAACUCGAUUUUGAGAGCAUUAAGAGCUUCAAAUUGGUUGUUCAUGGUGGUUAGGUUAUUGAUGACAAUGGCAAUCUUGUAAUUACUUGAAGAUGAUGAGGGUGAGAGAGUAAAAAUGUCAUUUUCGAAAAAAAAAAAAGUUGAUGACAUUUUCGUGAAUUAUAUGAACUUGUGGGGUGAAUAGGGCAAAACCAAUUUCAAAAAAAAAGGAGGUUAGUUAUGUGUUUGACUUUAAACACAAGUCAAUAUCCUCAUGACACCUUAGAAGUGGAAUGUCCCUAACAAUUAAACACAAGUCAGUAUAGGCAAAUAUAGUCAUAUAAACACAUGGUUUAAAGGGUCAUACUUGAAUGGCCUUAGGAGAUCCAUAAGUUUAUCCACUUUUGUUGGAUAAGAAGGUGCGCGAGGAUCAUAGAUUGCUUGUGAAGGUUCAUAAUUCUUCCUCAUGCAUGUCGUUCCAUUGUCUCCAAUGUAAGAAAAAACUCGUGAUGGAGAACAUAUUAUGGCCUUACUGCAAACCCAUAUGGAGAUAAUUGAACACUUUACUGUCAAUAAGCCUUAAUUCUUGCAGACCUAAUCCUUUCCUCUUCGUCGCUGUCAGAAUCCGGCAAAAGUUUGUUUUGUUGCGCGAUAAAAUCGUCGGUGACGUCCUCGAGCUCACUAUCAUUUGCAACCUGUUUCUUCUUUGCAACAUGUAUUCUUAUUUUAGGGAUCAUUGUUGUAGCAUUCUGAACGUCAUUGCCUUUACAAUUUUUCAUUGUCCUUCUUAAAGCAUCGGCUUCCUACUUUUUCAACUGCUUCUGCUUUGUUUUAAAUGAGCUGCAUCUUUCUUCUUUAAAGCGAUAUCUUUCUUUUUUGACAUAGCUUUCUAUUUUUUUUAACUCAGCUUCAUGCUUUUACAUCAGCCGCUGCUGAGUCCACUUGGUUUAGUUUUUACCUAGCCCUCAAGUCGCGUCUAAUUGGGUCCUUGGCAGGAGAAAUAGUAACAAAAUCAAAUGGGUCCUUAGCAUCGGCAUUACCAAAAUUCUUAGCCAAAUUCUUAUUCAAAUCAGUGGUUUUGAUUUUUCUGACCUUUGAGUUGCCUCUUCUUUCUUUCGAUUACGGUUUACUAACGUGGAACAGUUAUUAGUGACGUGGAUUAGUUAAUCAGUUUUUAAUUAUAAAUAAUCUCAAUUAGAAAAAUUUAAUCAAUGCUGUUUAUUGUAAUUUUUUAGGGUCUAGGAAUUAUUUGAGUAUUUUCUUUUUAAAAUGUAUGUUAUGAGAGUCAUUUAAUAACUUUUAUGCUAUUUAAGUAAAUUUCUCUUAAAGUAUCUUAGAGUUUGAAAAGGUUUAUUAGAAAUGCAAAAUUUCCUAUGGUGUAAUUAUAAAUUUGAAAAGUGUUCUAAAAUAAAUAUUCUGAAAUAAAAAUUGUGGAGAAAGACUACAUCAUCGGACAACAGUGCAAGUACAGCACCAACUCUGCCAAAAGCCAAAUAAAGACUUAAACAUUGUCAAUUACAGAAAGAUAUAUUGCUAAAUUCACAAAGUACCACUCCGAGAAACAAAAGCAUCUCUCAAAUAUCCACGUGUUCAUCAUCUAUUGCUUGCUUCAAUACCACUUUGUUUCAUCGCCCCAUGAUUCGUGGGUUUAUAUCUGAGCGUCCGAGGAUAUUUUAAGCUCACGCGCUCCUGUCUACAUUUGACUCUACUCGCUCUUCACAUGCUUGCCAGAAUCUUCGCCUCGCGAUCUUAACAAGUUACGAGGUCAAAAAUUUAUGACCCAAUCAGACUUGCCAGUAUAAAAGCGAGUACGAAGGGUUUUUAUACUCGCGCCAUAGAGACUUUACUAAACUGCUGAUUGUAAUAAUACCAGCAGUGGUUUUAUCCUCAAUCCGCUCUCUUGCCAUAUAUACACAGAGAAAACUCAGAAGGCAUAUUUAUUGAAGAAAAAAAAACAAAGAAGCUUCUCGUCUUCCUCUGCCUUCUUUCCUUAUAUUGGAAAAAACCCUAAUCAAGUAAGUCAAAUCUUCACGAGUACAUAUACAUAUAAUUUCAAUACAACUAAUCAGGAAACCUAGCUAUAAAAGAGAACAAAUCUAAAGUAAGGUUUGAAUCAGGAAGAUCAUCUAGAUUUGAUCAUUUUUGACAUUAACGAUGUGCAUACUUCUUGAAAUUGGUGAUGCACAUUAGAUGGGGAGAGGGAAAAUAAUAAUAAGAAGGAUCGAUAAUUCGACAAGUCGACAAGUGACUUUCUCCAAGAGAAGAAGUGGGUUGCUUAAGAAGGCUAAAGAGUUAUCAAUUCUUUGUGAUGCUGAAGUUGGUGUUAUUAUUUUCUCUAGCACGGGCAAGCUCUACGACUUCGCAAGCAAUUCAAGUAUGAAAAGUAUCAUUGGGCGGUACAACAAAGUAAAAGAGGAGCAGCAUCAACUACUGAAUCAUGCCUCAGAGAUAAAGUUUUGGCAAAGAGAGGUUGCGACUUUGCAGCAACAGCUCCAUUAUCUACAACAAUGCCACAGGAAACUUAUAGGAGAAGAACUUUCUGGAAUGAAUGCUAAUGAUCUACAAAACCUUGAAGACCAGCUAGAAAAAAGUCUAAAAGGUGUUCGUCUAAAAAAGGACCAACUUUUGACGGAUCAAAUCAGAGAACUCAACCUUAAGGGACAAAUUAUCCAAAAGGAGAACCAAGAGCUACAUAGUAUGGUAGAUAUCAUGCGUAACGAAAAUAUUAAACUGCAAAAGAAGUGUCAGGUUCAUGGAAAUCCAAAUGCUACUGAAGGCAAUUCAAGCGUAGAUCGAGCAACCAAUCUAAAGGAAACAUAUGCACCACCCCAACUUCAACUCAUACAACUACAACUUCCUAGAGAAAAAUCAAUUAAACUGGGGCUGCAACUUCUUUAGCAAAAAGUGUUGGACAACUAUCGAUCUACAAAUGAGGUCGUCUCUCCGGCGACUACUUCAUGAAGUUUGUAUAUGAUAUGCAUUGUUUCUCAAAUUACGUUUUAACCGAAAAUAUUUGAUGUACAACAUAAAAGAAUGAUGUGAUGUGAGUCCAAACACAAUAUACAUUAUAAUUUCAUCUUUUUUAUUUUGUUAUAAAUGAGAUUAACAAAUUUUGUGAAAAUGACAUUUUUCACAAAGUUAUAUCAAAUUAACCUAACUAGCAAGAAUUAAAAAGUUUCUUACUUUUAUACUCAAAAACAUACCAAAUAUAUUUGGACAAUGGCUUGGAGUUCAAGUUUUACAAAUAUGGGCAACUAGUUUAUUCAAAUUUUAGAGAAAUUAUGCGUGUGCAUUAGCAUACCUUGUGUGUAGUUAUCAAAAUUGAAGUUUAUUUGGAUUAAUAUGUUUAUCAAAUUUUGAUUUUAUGAAGUGCACAAUAUAGACAGUAUGUAUUUUCUCUGACAUUAUAAGUUGAAUAGAAAGAUCCCCAAUAUAUAAGGUGAAGAAACCAAGUCAAGUUUUGAAAACUUUGGUGUAAUUAUGGUGUAUAACAUAAUUAGGAAGCAGUUGCUUGUGCCCCUAAGGAUAAUGGUGGGCUGGGUUUUAAGGACUUAACUGAUUUUAACACGACAAUGUUUGGGAAGCAGUUGUGGCGGCUGAUCGAGAAGCCAAAUUCUCUUUUUUUCUCGAGUUUUCAAAGGACGGUAUUACAGGAAUGCUUCACCCCUGAACCGAUUUGCUCAUAUUCCCCGUCAUAUGGCUGGAGGAGUAUUAUCUCUGCUAGAUCUCAGGUUUGUAAAGGACUAAUUAAAAGGAUUGGAACAGGGUCGUCUAUUUCCGUAUGGAAUGAUCCCUGGCUCCCAUCCUCCCGCCCGAGACCAACUAACAAAAACCUUCAUAAUAGUUAUCCGGAUCUCACAGUGGAUUCUCUCAUUAAUUCGGAAUUCCGCACUUGGAAUUUAUAGGCAAUUAGGAACUUGGUAGAUCCACAAGAUGCAAAAAUAAUAUAGAGUAUACCAUUCAGUAGAAAUCAGUUGGCAGAUAAGAAUGGAUGGCACUUUACCAAGAACGGGAAAUACACGGUACAAUUAGGGUAUCAGAUAGAAAGGAUUUAUCCUGAUAAGGAGAAACCACCUGAACUUUAUGGUCCUAAUGUUGAUAUCCUCCAAGCUUUUUUCUGGAAAGUGAGGUGUCCCCCGAAGCUAAAGCAUUUUCUAUGGUAAUUGGUGUAUGGUUGUAUCGCGGUAACGAAAAAUCUGAGAGCGAGAGGGAUACAAAGAGAUCCUUGAUGUGCCAGGUGUGGAGAUUCGGAAGAAUCAAUCAAUCAUGUGUUCUUUGAAUAUCCCCCGGCACGUCAAGUAUGGGCACUAUCUAAGAUCCCAUCAAAUCCAAACAUUUUCCCAAUUGGCUCACUUUUUGCUAAUAUGGACCACCUAUUUUGGAGAGUUAACCCAAAAAUGGAGGAUCAUCAGUUUACAUGGAUAUUCUAGUAUAUCUGGAAGGGUCGAAACAACAAGUGUGAGUAAUAUUGACAUUAAUCCAAGGGAAACGCUUCGACUGGCAGAAGUUGAAUCAACACUGUGGGCUGAGGCACAGGUCACUAAUAAUCAUAGGGUGGCACAGGAAGGACAUGUAAGGACUGAUCUAGGGACCACAGGUAUAUGGUGUUUCACGGACUGCUCUUGGAAAGGUAAGGACCCAUUUUCAGGACAAGGAUGGCUUAGUACGUUACCAGGCUUUGAUGGCUUACUGGGGGCAAGGAAUGAAAGGGCAUGCCUCUCGCCUCUUCAUUCGGAGAUGGAUGCAGUAAUUUGGGCAAUGGAAUGUAUGAGAAAUUUAAGGCAGUUUCAGGUUACGUUUGCAACGGAUUGUUCUCAAUUGGUGAAGAUGGUUUCGGAACCAGAGGAAUGGCCAUCAUUUGAAAACUACCUGGAAGAUAUUAAGCUUUUGCGACAAAGUUUUGUCAACGCAGAUAUCGGUCAUGUACCUAGGACGGAGAACACAAGGGCGGAUAGCUUGGCACGUAGUGCUAGGAAACAACCAUCUUUCGUCGUGCACAUGGAUGUAGAGUU